AUGAUGUCUUAUCUUAAGCAACCACCUUACGCAGUCAAUGGGCUGAGUCUGACCACUUCGGGUAUGGACUUGCUGCACCCCUCCGUGGGCUACCCGGCCACCCCUCGGAAACAGCGGCGGGAGAGGACGACGUUCACCCGAGCUCAGCUAGACGUACUGGAAGCGCUGUUUGCCAAGACCCGGUACCCAGACAUCUUCAUGCGGGAAGAAGUGGCGCUGAAAAUCAACUUGCCUGAAUCCAGAGUGCAGGUAUGGUUUAAGAAUCGAAGAGCAAAGUGCCGCCAACAGCAGCAGCAACAACAGAAUGGAGGUCAAAAUAAAGUGAGACCUGCCAAAAAGAAGACAUCUCCAGCUCGGGAAGUGAGUUCAGAGAGUGGAACAAGUGGCCAGUUCACUCCCCCCUCUAGCACCUCAGUCCCUACCAUUGCCAGCAGCAGUGCUCCAGUGUCUAUCUGGAGCCCAGCUUCCAUCUCCCCACUGUCAGAUCCCUUGUCCACCUCCUCUUCCUGCAUGCAGAGGUCCUAUCCCAUGACCUAUACUCAGGCUUCAGGUUAUAGKCAAGGAUAUGCUGGCUCAACUUCCUACUUUGGGGGCAUGGACUGUGGAUCUUAUUUGACCCCUAUGCAUCACCAGCUUCCUGGACCAGGGGCCACACUGAGUCCCAUGGGUACCAAUGCAGUUACCAGCCAUCUCAAUCAGUCCCCAGCUUCUCUUUCCACCCAGGAAUAUGGAGCUAAGCUGGGUUUUAACUCAACCACUGAUUGCUUGGAUUAUAAGGACCAAACUGCCUCCUGGAAGCUUAACUUCAAUGCUGACUGCUUGGAUUAUAAAGAUCAGACAUCCUCAUGGAAAUUCCAGGUUUUGUGA
Urocitellus parryii (Arctic ground squirrel) is the source of this 867-nucleotide messenger RNA. It is a transcript of the gene Otx2, whose product is annotated as orthodenticle homeobox 2. Gene Ontology annotation, cellular component: nucleus. Gene Ontology annotation, molecular function: RNA polymerase II cis-regulatory region sequence-specific DNA binding; DNA-binding transcription factor activity, RNA polymerase II-specific. The record is from RefSeq and is a predicted model, not a curated record. Gene Ontology annotation, biological process: regulation of transcription by RNA polymerase II; multicellular organism development. NCBI's taxonomy places the organism in Eukaryota, Metazoa, Chordata, Mammalia, Rodentia, Sciuridae.